Molecule: messenger RNA, 1015 nt
Organism: Sapajus apella (tufted capuchin)
Lineage: Eukaryota; Metazoa; Chordata; Mammalia; Primates; Cebidae
Product: keratin-associated protein 9-2
Exons: 1
Coding region: 48-542 (164 amino acids)
Cellular component (GO): keratin filament
Source: RefSeq, a predicted model, not a curated record
UGGGAAACUCACCUCUGAACAGGAGCCCACCCUCCACUCCUGACACCAUGACCUACUGCUGCUCCCCUUGCUGCCAGCCUACAUGCUGCAGGACCACCUGCUGCAGGACCACCUGCUGGAAGCCCACCUGUGUGACCAGCUGCAGCAGCACACCCUGCUGCCAGCCCUCCUGCUGUGUGUCCAGCUGCUGCCAGCCUUGCUGCCGCCCAACUUGCUGUCAAAACACCUGCUGCAGGACCACCUGCUGCCAGCCCACUUGUGUGACCAGCUGCUGCCAGCCCACCUGCUGCGGGUCCAGCUGCUGUGGCCAAACCAGCUGUGGGUCCAGCUGUGGCCAGACCAGCUCCUGUGCACCUGUGUACUGCAGCAGAACCUGCUACCACCCCACGUGUGUCUGCCUGCCUGGUUGCCUGAACCAGAGCUGUGGAUCCAGCUGCUGCCAGCCCUGCUGCCGCCCAGCCUGCUGUGAGACCACCUGCUGCAGGACCACCUGCUGCCAGCCCACCUGUGUGUCCAGCUGCUGCCAGCCUUCUUGCUGCUGAUCAACUCCCAAGAGAACCACCAUCCUCACACAACAGCCUUCUGCUCAACUGACUUAUCUUUUGGGGAACUAAUUUACUUUGCUGCUGACCGCCACCAUGCUCUCACCCAAAUUUUUAUGAAUUCUCUCCAUGUUUAAAAUCUUUUGAAUCAGCUUGAGGGAAGGCAGAGUACUUCAUCCUGAUUCUGUUUUUCCUUACACCUUGUGGAUCAUGUGCCAGGCUUCUGUGUCUUCAGUUUGGAGUCAUGGUCUCAGCUUUGACUCUAAAGUCAAGAGCUUCAUUCUCUGCUUCUCAGAAAUUUAGGUUUCUGCAACUAAUCCAUAAUCUUUGCAGUUAUAAUUUUGUUUUCAAUAUCCUCCUCAUUGUUCUUGUAUCUUUCUUUCUUCUUUUCAUGAUAACUUUGGGUCAUGUUCCUGGUAGCAGAGAUUCUUGCCUACAUGUUUCUGAAUAAACUCUGAACCAUCCUCAUCUCA